Molecule: messenger RNA, 4020 nt
Organism: Diabrotica balteata
Lineage: Eukaryota; Metazoa; Arthropoda; Insecta; Coleoptera; Chrysomelidae
Source: the annotation of a GenBank genome assembly
AUUUCAUCUUCCCAUUUAUUAAACCGGUAGUAGAGCCUUUUCCGUGAAUUUGAUAAACUCUUAUAUUAAUCUGUAUGAUUGUUUAACACCAUGGCAAGUGUUUCAAAUAGAAUCAGCAAUCUGCUGGAAAAGAUGACCUCAUCAGACAAAGAUUUUCGAUUUAUGGCAACAAAUGACUUAAUGAUAGUACUUCAAACAGGAAAUGUUUUACUAGAUACACAUACUGAAAAAAAAGUGAUACUUAUGUUGCUAAGCCUUCUCGAAGAUCAAAAUGGUGAAGUCCAAAAUCUGGCCAUUAAAUGCUUGGAUCUUUUAGUUACCAAAGUCAAAGAACCUCAAGUAGAAGCUAUAGUUCUACCAUUGUGUGCAAAUAUGAUAGCUGGUAAAGAGCAGUUAAGAGAUAUUUCAAGUAUUGUUUUAAAAACUGUCAUUUUCACACUUUCUCAAACACAAAAAAAUUUAUCUCAUAGCAUUGUUAAGAAAAUGGCAGAAUCUUUGACUAGUGCUAUUGAAAAUGAUGAUGUAUCUAUUCAACUACGAGUACUGGAUAUUAUAACAGAUCUGUUAGUGCGCUUUGGUCCGGCUUUGCAAGAAUUCCACAGUUCCAUUAUCAAAGCUCUUCUUCCACAAUUGCGAUCCCAACGUCAAGCUGUCAGAAAGCGCACAAUUACAGUCUGUAGCAACUUGGUACUUUCUUGCAACAAAACUAUAUACACUAAAUUAGUCGACCAUUUGUAUAAAAGGUUGUGUUCUAACAAAAAUAGUUCGCAAGUUAAAACUUACAUUCAGUGUGCCUCUGCUGUUUGCCGUCAAUCUGGACCUAAAUUUGGAGAACACCUUGAUAAAUUCGUACUGUUGACCCUAGAAUACUGUGAUACUGAAGAUGAUGAACUUCUAGAGUGUUGUUUACAAGCUCUAGCAAACUUUAUUACCACGUGCCCCAAAGAAAUGACAAAGAAUAUCCAUAUGGUUAUAAACGUGUCAUUGAAGUAUCUUGUCUAUGAUCCCAACUACAUCGAUGAAAACGCACCAGAAGACAAUUGUAGCGACGAAAAUGAAGAUGAGUACAGUGACGAUGACGAUAUGAGCUGGAAAGUGAGAAAAUCGGCUGCAAAAUGUUUGGAAUCGAUUAUUAUAACCAGACGCGAAUUAAUUAAUGAAUUCUACAAAACUCUGUCACCAGUUCUAAUUUCUAGAUUUAAGGAGAGAGAAGAAAACGUAAGAUCUGAUAUAUUCCAUGCCUACAUAUCGCUUCUUAAAGAAACAAAAGGCGAAACUAAUGUAAAUCAUAACACCAUGCUUAUAGACGAUGAAGAAGAAUCCUCCAUAUCUCUUCUACAGCAACAAAUCGAACCAUUAGUUAAGGCUGUACAGGCGCAGUUGCGAACAAAAAGUCUUAAAACCAGACAAGAUUGCUUCCACUUACUAAAAGAGUUAUGUGUAGUACUUCCAGGUGCAUUGACUAAUUAUAUUGGAGAAUUGAUCCCCGGCAUACUUUUUUCCUUUAAAGAAAAUAGUGCUAGUGUAAAGUUAGAUGUAUUGUCGUUUGUCUACCGUUUGGUAACGACACACCCACCUCACGCUUUUUAUCCCUAUAUUAGUACUUUUUUACCAACCGUGAUAAAUGCUGUGAAUGAUAGUUUCUACAAGAUCACUGCUCAAGCUUUAAAUGUGCUGCAAGAAUUUGUAAAAGUAAUUCGACCGAUGGAUGCAAUUUCGGGAUUCGACUUUAGGCCUUACACCAAAGAUAUUUAUGUUUGUACAUACGUUCAUUUGAAAGCUACCGACGUUGAUCAAGAAGUCAAAGAAAAAGCAAUAUAUACGAUGGGACAAGUCAUUUGUAACUUUGGCGAUCAUUUAAGAGCCGAACUACCCGAUUGUCUGCCUCUGUUUCUUAAUAGAUUGAAAAAUGAGACUACAAGACUUACGACUAUCAAAGUCCUAACUCAAAUUGCGAGUUCGCCUUUAGGUAUUAAGUUGCCCAUAUUGUCAGAGGUAAUGUCGAUUCUAGCGACGUAUUUAAGAAAGAGCCAUAGAAUUUUAAGACUGUCUACACUACAAUUAAUCGAUUCUGUUAUGAAUAAUUAUCAUAAGGAUUUGAACGAAGACUUAUUGAAACCUAUCGUAUCAGAAAUACCACAAUUGAUUGAUGAAUCUGAUCUACAAGUUACACAGAAAACGCUCGUUGUUUUGCAGUUGAUUACUGUGUACCAUCCAAAGGCAUUACAAAAUGUGAGAACUACUAUUAUGCCGCAGAUUAUAUUACUCGUGCAAUCUCCUUUGUUACAAGAUUCAACGUUGCAAUCGAUUCUAGGCUUUUUAAAUUCAUUAAUUAAAUGUGACUCACCAGGAUAUUCCCUUUACCUAAGACUACUUAAGGAACCAAUACUAAGUACACCGACUACCCUAUCUAGACAGGUAUUCUGUUCCCUAGCCAAGUGUGUCGCUACAAUAACAGCUGCUAAUGAUUUAGUUACUAACGAAAUGAUAUUGGUGUUUAUUAAUGAAUUUAAAAUUGCCACCACCGAUCAUGAGAAAAUAUUCGCAUUAUUGGUGCUAGGAGAAAUUGGUAGAAAAAUCGAUUUAUCCUCAUCAGAUGUGAUAAAUAUAAUACUUGAAUCUUUUGUUUCCAAAUCGGAAGAAAUUAAUUCAGCUGCUAGUUAUGCCCUCGGCAGUGUUUGUGUUGGUAAACUAUGUCAUUAUAUGCCGUUGAUCUUGAAACAUUGUCAAGCAGAUUCAGCCAAUCUGUAUUUGUUUUUGACUUCUUUGAAGGUGGCAAUCGCAGGUUUGUCAGAAACACGAGAAGGAAAACGUGAGUUGCUUUCACAAGCUCCUUUGAUAUGGCAACAAUUGUACAACUGUUGUGACUGUACUGAGGAAGGAAAGAGAAAUGUCGCAGCAGAAUGUCUCGGAAAAUUGGCGUUAUUAGAUCCCAACGAGUUCCUACCAAUAUUAGAAAGUUAUUUAAAUUCUGCAUCACCUUUAAUAAGAAGUACAGUAGUGACAGCUGUUACAUUUACCAUUUCAGAUCAACCAUCACCAAUCGAUCAAUUAUUAAUACAAUGUAUUGGAAAAUUCUUGAAUACUUUAAAGGAUCCCGACAUAAAUGUAAGAAGAGUAGCUCUGGUAGCUUUUAAUACAGCUUCACACAAUAAACCUUCUCUUAUUAGAAAUUUACUGGAUUCCAUAUUACCGCAAAUUUAUGAGCAAACUAUAAUUAAGGAAGAGUUAAUUCGAGAGGUUCAAAUGGGACCGUUUAAGCACACUGUGGAUGACGGAUUAGAUAUCAGAAAAGCAGCUUAUGAAUGCAUGUACACUUUGUUAGACACAUUCCUUGAAAAAUUGGAUAUAGUUGAAUUUAUUAAUCAUUUAGAAAGAGCAUUGAAUGAUCAUUACGAUAUCAAAAUGUUAACUCACCAUAUAAUAAUUAGAUUGUCACAGAUAUGUCCAGAAGCUGUAUUGCAAUCAAUUAAUAAGUUACUAGGACCUCUAAAAUCUUCAUUAGAAGUGAAAGUGAAAGCAAAUUCGGUUAAACAAGAAUAUGAAAAACAGGAAGAACUGAAGAAGUCAGCUGAGCAGGUCAUAGCUGUCCUUCAAAGUAUACCGCCGGCAGUAGCGUGCUGAAUAGAGAAGUUAAUAAAUGUAAAGAAUAUAAUUUGCCAAAAAUAUUACAUGACAAAAAAGUAUGUUGUCAUAAAGGCAAAGGAUUAGCAGCGGUUCCUGAACAUGAUGACCCAUACUUCUUCAAGCAUGGAAACUAUCACCAAAUUACAAAAACGGAAUAUUAACAAACAUUCUUGGACAAGGAAAUCCAGUAAACAUAGGACAUUUUCGUUAUUUUCUUAACAUUAUUAUUUAACAUUAUUGGUCAAGAUAAUCCAAUACAUAGUAGAUAUAUUCAUUAGUUUUUUAUCAUUCUUGUUUAACAUUUUCGAAAAGGAUAUUCCAAUAAACUGUGGAAAUUUUCGAUAACUUCCGUAUCAUUUUUGUUUUAUUUCCGAAUAAAGGUUUUAUAUCUGC